GUGACAUUUUCCGAUUCAAGUACACCUGGCAAACCAAACAGGAUUAGAAGAGCACGGAUUAUAAACAUACGAGCUGUCAAAAAAGUCGCUUGCAAAAAUUGCCAUGACGAAAACAAUUUUUUUAAACAACGUCAAUUGCGGAAUUUGAGGCGCCGAUACAAGAAGUAUUGGCGAUGAUUUGUGUUAUUUUGUGAAGACUACUUACUUUCAUCGCCCUGUUUUAGGAUGGUGGGCGGUGUUAUGGUGGCUUUAAAGCGAACACUGAGGCUGGACGUCGUCAGUAAAGCAGCCCGUCAGUAUCCUGUCUUCUGUUUCCUGCUCGUCUUCAUGCUGGGACUCACCUUGCUGCUCAACAGGUACAUCCACAUCCUGAUGGGCUUCUGGUCCUUCCUGGCAGGUGUCAUCACAUUCUACUAUGCUCUGGAACCAAACUCCCUGCUCCCAAACAUCUUCUUCAGCAGGACACCAAGACAGCCUCGUCAGGAACAAGAGUUGUUCCCUUCUGGUCACAGCUGUGCGGUGUGUGGGAAGGUGAAAUGCAAGCGUCACAGGCCAACGUUGCUGCUGGAGAACCACCAGCCCUGGUUGGGCAUGAAGAUUAAUUCCAAGAUUGACUCUUCCAUAGCAGAGGUCUUUGAGCUGGUUCUGGAGAACUUUGUGUACCCGUGGUAUCGUGACAUCACAGAUGAUGAGGCGUGUAUCGACGAACUUCGCAUGAGCUUUCGAUUCUUUGCGUCCGUGUUGGUGCGGCAAGCUCAGAAGGUGGACGUACCUGCUGUGUUUGCAGACAAAGUGAUGAAGGCUGCAGUCAAACAUAUAGAGAUUCUGGCUAAAGCUGGAGCUAAAGCUCGCCAAGGUCGUGCAUUGCAGCAGGCAUGUCUGGAGGAGUACGGCUCCGACCUACACGUGGCCGUGCGCAGCCGCAAGAAGGAGCUGCUGUAUGUCAGGAAGCUGAGCGAGAUGCUCUUCCCGUACCUGAUGCCUCCAAAAGCAACAGAGUGCAGGUCUCUGGCGCUGCUGCUGAGGGAGGUAAUGGCCGGCUCUGUCCUCCUGCCCACCAUGGACUUAAUGGCCGAUCCGGACACCGUUAACUUAAUGGUGCUGAAAUUUAUCGACAACACGCCACCAGAAGCUGCCUCAGAAGCUCCAUCAGCUCUGGUUCCUUUCCUUCACAAAUACGCAGACUGCAGCCAUAAGAAAUCCACGCAGGUUCUCAAGUUGGAGCUGAAGGAGAUCAGGGAGCAGCAGGACCUUCUCUUUCGUUUCAUGAACUUUCUGAAGCAGGAGGGCGCCGUGCACGUGUUGCAGUUCUGCUUGGCCGUAGAGGAGCUGAACGACAAGAUCUUGAGUCCCGACUUGUGCAACUCGGAGCUGCAGCGUCUACAUGGCGAGGUGGUGCACAUCUAUGAGACGUACUGCCUGGACGAGAGCGUGGACAAGAUCAACUUGGACAGCGUCAUCGUGAAUGAGAUAAGGAACGUGGCUGCAGGUCCGUACUACGCCGUGGUCAAGCUGCAGACCACGCGCUGUCUAUUUGAGGCCUAUGAACACGUCCUGUCUCUUCUGGAGAACGUCUUCACGCGCAUGUUCUGUCAGAGCGAUGAGUACUUCAGAAACCUGCUGAAAGGCGCUGAGUCACCUGCAAGGAGUUCACGAGUCAGCAGAAACGCCUCCAAGCGGGGGGAGUCGUUUGGCAUCAGCAGGAUUGGCAGCAGAAUCAAGGGCGUGUUCAGGAGCACCACCAUGGAGGGUGCCAUCUUGCCGCCCUGUUCCAUGGCCGACGGCGAUGACGACUUGGUGGAAGAGGCCACAGUAGUGACGGAGGACGACUUGCCUGCUGAGCCAGCAUGCACAACAGGAAGCUUAAGGAACCUUUCUGCCUGGACCAUCACCAUCCCAUAUAUUGACAUCUACGAGGACGAGGCCAAGAAGGAGAGGAUUCCUGUCUUCUGCAUCGAUGUGGAGCGCAACGACAGGAGCAAAGUGGGUCAUGAUGCAGAGAGGUGGUCGGUCUACAGAAGAUAUUUGGAGUUCUACGUGCUGGAGUCCAAGCUCACAGAGUUUCACGGCGCCUUUGUGGAUGCACAGCUUCCUGCCAAACGCAUCCUGGGACCCAAGAACCACGAGUUCCUGACCUCCAAGAGGGAGGAGUUUGAGGAGUAUUUACAGAGACUCCUGCAGUAUCCAGAGCUCAGCAACAGUCAGCUGCUGGCAGACUUCCUGUCUCCUUAUAGCAUGGAGUCUCAGUUUGUGGACAGGAUGCUCCCUGACGUUAACUUGGGAAAGAUCUUCAAGUCUGUUCCUGGAAAGUUGAUGAAAGAGAAAGGUCAGAACUUGGAUGCCUUCCUUCAGUCCUUCUUCAACUCAUGCGAGUCUCCUAAACCUAAACCCAGUCGUCCUGAACUGACCGUCUUCAGUCCUGGUGCCGACGCCAGCAAGCGGCUCAACAACAAGCUCUACAGCAACAACGCCAACAUGGCAGCAGGCGCCGAGAGGCGGCACCAGUACAACUGCUUCCUGGAGGCGGUCGGCAUUGAUGGCAUGUAUGACUACAUGUUGCACAUCGGUCGACUGUUGUUCCGAAUGCCGCCGUGGCUUCACCACUUGCUGUCAGCUGGCAGGAUCCUCUUGAAAAACACUUUUGAGGCCUACAUUGAGCAGCACAUGCGGUCUAAGCUGGACCACAUCCUGCAGGAGCACCACAUGGUCUCACUCAUCACGCAGCUACGAGACGCCAUCUUCUGUGAGAGCAGUGAGGAGCGAAGCAUCCUGGACAAGCAAGCCAGAGCUCAGCAGACCUUUGAACAGAUGAUGGACUACCUACCUGAUGUAGUUGGAAAGUGGGUUGGUGAGGAAAACAAACACGACGGUGUCCAGCUUCUCUUUGAGGGUCUGCAGCAGCCACUACUCAAUAAACAGAUGUCCUACGUCCUGCUGGACAUCACCCUGCUGGAGCUCUUUCCUGAACUGGACCAUGUUGACCAGCAUCAACAUUGACAGCAAAGAGUUCAUGUUUCCCCCUCAGCGUUGAAGGAUGUCGUCAUGGUAACUUAUUGAAGGAAAACUGCUGAUCAAUCGAUCCCAACUGGACAGUUCAGUUUGUCUUGAAGACCUUUUCGCCUCAUCCAAGCGGGCUUCAUCAGUUGAUGCACAUUGACUUGGAUCGCGUCAGAUCUAGUCUAGAUGCUGGUGCCAAAGCCCUAACUAUUUCUCCUCCAACAAAAGAAGAGCAUGCUCAGGCAAGGGUAGUUCCGCCCUAAAGUUGUAGGGAAAAACAACUGUUGAGAUGCAAAUGAGAAACCCUUCUCGUUAACAUUGUGGUAAGGUGCGGCAAAACCAAAAGGUGCACCUGGAACCAGAAAGUUUGUUAUUUGUUGGAGGCUAAAUUCUAGUCUUUUUAGGAAUGGUUGAAAGGACAAUGUUGUCUGCGGGAGAUACAGUUGCUGGUGUUGCAGACCUCCUCCUCUGUUCAUGGAUGCUUUUUCACUCUUGACGUACAGUGAAUAGCUUUCUUAAAUCCCCUUUUGAUUCAUAACAGGAUUUAGGGACAUUUUUUUGUUCCAGGUGCUUCUUUUGUGCCAUUUUUACAACUUAAUUGAAUGCUAAAGUGGGUUUUGGUUUACCACAUUGCAGAGGUGUGGACUCGAGUCACAUGACUUGGACUCGAGUCAUACUCAAGUCAUGAAUUUGAUGACUUUAGACUCCACUUGACAAAAUGUAAAGAGCUUGCAACUCGACUUAGACUUUAACAUCAAUGACUUGUGACUUCGCUUGGACUUGAGCCUUUUGACUUGACAAGACUUGCUACUUUCCCCAAAACCCAAAGAUUAAAAAGUUAUUCAGGAGCGCUCCGUAUCUUUCAUUGUGUAUGUGUGUGUCUGUCAGCGUGUAUAACAUCCAAUCCAAUUAGACCCACCUUGUUUUCAUCCCAUCAAAUUGCAGAACAACCAACGAAGAAAAGCUGUCAAGCAACGCGCCAGUGAGGAAAAAUUAUACCAAAAACUACGAGGUGGUCAACAAAAAACGAAUUACCGUAUGCAAAACAUGCGGUUCGAUGAUUACAGACGGAGACGCAACAACUUCCAACUUCGUUCGACAUUUGAAGUUGCACAAAAAACGGUAAGUUUUGAAUGUAAGCUAACGUUUAUUGGCUAAGUAACGUAACUUUUAUUUGCUGUGUAGUUCAAUCAAUGAGGCUGUAAACUCACUGCUAACGUUAUAACGUUAUUGUUGCUAACGUUAUUGUAAACACGGCAAUCUGUUGCGUCCACUGCAGUUCACUACCUUAUUCAUACUUUUUGUCAAGUGAUUUUUUUUAAGCAGGGUUGCAUGAGGUACCGAUACGUAACGUUACGUUAGUCCAUGUAUCACACACAGUAACGUAAUGUUAGACGGCGGUCAGCAGCACCGCGUAUUUUAUCCACCUACAAAAAGACAAACAUAGUCAAAUAAAGGUCAGUAAAAUGUAUACUAUAUUAAGAAUGUGUGUACAUAUUGCAUUGGGCCCUGACAUCUAAAAAGUACAAUUCUGUUCAUUGUUAUGUUCAUGUAUUUGUUAUGUUUGUCAUGUGUGCGCACACAUAAACACACAUACAGUAUGAGAUGAGAUCAAUGAGAUAAGGUAAGAACAGGAUAUAAACUGCUGUGGAACUAGUUACAAUGCAAUAUGCCAUGGAAAUACAAUGUUAACACUUUUGUACAAAUAACUUGUUUUUUCAAAUGUGUUUAUUCUGUAAAGGAAUGAGUUAAAUGUUUAAAAUGACUGGUUGAUAGUGCUAUUAUGAAGUGCAAUGUCAGCACUAUUUUUUUUCCCCUGCAAUUACUAAUGCACUUGUUUUAAUAAAUAAAUACAGCAUUUUAAAGGCAUAUACAAUCUGUGUAAAUAUAUUAGUCUGUGGUUAAAAGGACUUUAAACUCAAAAUGCAGGACUUGGGACUUGACUCGAGACUUUCCAGUCUUGACUUUGGACUUGACUAGGGACUUGCCUGUCUUGACUCGGGACUUGACUGGAUAUUUGAGGGCAAAGACUUGAGACUUACUUAUGACUUGCAAAACAAUGACUUGGUCCCACCUCUGCCACAUUGUGCAGACUUGUAUGCCGUCUGCAUGUCCUCUUUAAUGCCAUAAAGGUCAAUAACAAAAACGUUUCUUGAGAACAUUUAAGUUGACGUGAUCAAUAAGUGUUUGUUUUUGAAAGAAGUAACAAUUCAACAAAUCUCGUUAUUUCUUGGAUUUACAUGUUUGGCUCACUGGUGGUCAAGCCAGCGUCUGUUCACAAUGGGUACUAGGCAACUUUUUGCCUUUUUCUGAGAAAAAUGUCUUAGGCUUGUGUUGUUUUUGGCUGUACGAAUCGUUCAAAUCACGAAAAUGAUAAAUGUUUCAUCAGAGUUCCUCGAGAGAUCAAGAAAGGCGCAAAAUUUUACGAAACAACGAGAAAAGUAGCACUCACUCCAGUCCAAAGGAGCAGUGGAAGAAUUACCGAGCAAAAACGAUGCAUGUUAAAUGGGUUAUACUUGUAUAGCGCUUUUCUACCUUCAAGGUAUUCAAAGCGCUUUGACAGUAUUUCCACAUUUACCCAUUCACACACUGAUGGCGGGAGCUGCCAUGCAAGGCGCUAACCAGCAGCCAUCAGAGGCAAAGGGUGAAGUGUCUUGCCCAAGGACACAACGGACGUGACUAGGAAGGUAGAAGGUGGGGAUUGAACCCCAGUAACCAGCAACACUGGCACAGCCACUCUACCAACUUCGCCACGCCGUCCCUCCGAGAGUCUUGAUACUAAUUUCCUUGACCAAGCAAAACACAAAAGAAGUUGUAGACCUCCAUGCUUUUCCAAGUUCUCUGUUUUGUCGUGUAGAAUGAUGUCGGGAGCACAAUAGUUUGAUGUGUCUGGUAACACGACCGACGUAUAAUCCUUAAUAUCACUCAACAAAUCUUUUUUUGAUAGUAUAGGGAUCUAUUCCAUUGCAUAGUUUGAUUUUUUUGCUCGUAUCUGCUUUUUGCAGGAAGAUUUAAGCCUCUUUUGUACUUGCUGUACAACAGCCAUCUUGAAUGGUUGACCACCAAUGGUUUUCACUUCCGGGAAGAAGUCACAUGACGGAAUACAAGCAAUUCAGCAAACAAGCGUUGCAAGAUAAUGAACAUCUUUCCUGGGGCCGUACUUAUCAAGCUUCUUAGAAUUACUCCUAAGAAGUCUGCUAAGAGUUGACUAAGAGUAACUAAAUUCUUCGCUGAAAGCUGCACUUAAAAGUUAGUUAUCAAGCGUCUUACUCACACUUUCAGCGAAGUGUAGGACUGAAUCUUAAGUGUCACACUCAGAGCUGAAUUACGACAUUACUAUGUGCCGUAAACGGAAUUUUAGGUG
This is a messenger RNA of Entelurus aequoreus (snake pipefish), 6361 nucleotides long. Its product is annotated as sorting nexin-14-like. Gene Ontology annotation, cellular component: late endosome. Bases 226 to 2997 code for a protein of 923 amino acids. NCBI's taxonomy places the organism in Eukaryota, Metazoa, Chordata, Actinopteri, Syngnathiformes, Syngnathidae. Gene Ontology annotation, biological process: autophagosome maturation. The transcript is spliced from 28 exons. Gene Ontology annotation, molecular function: phosphatidylinositol-3,5-bisphosphate binding. The record is from RefSeq and is a predicted model, not a curated record.